AUGGGAAAGUCCCCACAUGGCAAAAUAAAGACUCCAAGAACUAGGCUGGUUACAUUUGAGACAGGAAUCGCUGUAGGUAGUGAUGAGAGUUUGAAUGCAGUUGGACAAUCAAAAUUUGUUCUUGAGAACCUUCCGCAUUACGCAGUCCCUCCGAAUUUGGCCUCAUACUAUGAGCCUUCGAAGCCCACGGCACUGAAGAAACUCAUAGCUCGAAACAGGAAACUCUUAAGCUUCGUGCUUAAAGUCACAGAAUAUGAUCAGGAUAAGACUUUACUGAUCAUGACCAACAACCCACUUCCCUGCCUAAUGGACCAGCAAGGAAAGGACAUUACACCAAAAUACUUCUCCAAGGAGCUACUGCUGGAGGACAGUUAUCACUGCAAACCCACUGAGAACUUCCGCCUACCCGUAAUGUCUCAGGAAAAAAAGUUAAGAUCUGGGCUGAAACCAAUGUUUACUGUGACACUAUUGGAGGAUCCUACAUCCAAGCGAGAACAAUGGUUUAGGUUUUCCACCAACAAUGAUUUCAAGAGUGAAGGGAAGUAUUCAAUGGUCUGCACUUUGAGGCAACAGAAAAAGAUGUACCCUCAGCUCACCUUUGCUCCAGUUAGUAAAAGACAUAUGAGGAAAGAUGUUUCCAAGAAAUCAGAAAGUGACACGCUGACUUCCAAGACAUAUUGGGAACCACUAACCCUCUCCUCGCUCCUCAAAGAGAAGCCCACCAGAACCGCGCCAGGGGAGCGCGCCUUCCGCAAUGGAAGGGCCCAGCAGUGGAUUAUACAGAAUGCCACUGUCAUUAAGUAAAACAUCUUUGGGCCUCUCGCCUUGGUCUCGAGAGACUGAGAGGCCUGCAGAAGUCGCCAUCCAGGGCG
This is a messenger RNA of Rhinolophus ferrumequinum (greater horseshoe bat), 872 nucleotides long. It is a transcript of the gene TSGA13, whose product is annotated as testis specific 13. The coding region runs from base 1 to 804 and encodes 267 amino acids. The record is from RefSeq and is a predicted model, not a curated record. Lineage: Eukaryota; Metazoa; Chordata; Mammalia; Chiroptera; Rhinolophidae. The transcript has 7 exons.